This is a messenger RNA of Esox lucius (northern pike), 3021 nucleotides long. RefSeq names its product ecto-NOX disulfide-thiol exchanger 2 (gene enox2). NCBI's taxonomy places the organism in Eukaryota, Metazoa, Chordata, Actinopteri, Esociformes, Esocidae. Gene Ontology annotation, molecular function: RNA binding; protein-disulfide reductase activity. The transcript is spliced from 16 exons. Gene Ontology annotation, biological process: ultradian rhythm. Gene Ontology annotation, cellular component: external side of plasma membrane; plasma membrane. The record is from RefSeq and is a predicted model, not a curated record. Bases 211 to 2292 code for a protein of 693 amino acids.
UCUUGUCCUCCGGGUUCCCAUCAUUAUAUUUUGUAGUUUCUUAUUUUUGCACUGAUAGGACAUUGUUAUUCGCUUGCAUAGCAAGAAAGAGGAAUAAAAGUGCCGGGAAAGCAGUGUCGUUUGGAAUCUUGAAACUGCGAAAGAAACCGCUGAGGAUCGUUGCUCAGAGACCAGAGGGUCUGAUAUCAGAGGCAGCGCCGCCACAACUCCAUGAUGUACAAGGAAUACAGAUCAAGCCGAGUUGCAGGACUGAACCCCCUGUCCUUUGACCCAUCCUCGAACAACGAGCCCUUGCAAUUCAACAGCUCCAACGGACCACUGGUGACAGAGUGUCCUCUGGAGAACGGAGCCGAAAACAGCAAAAAGAGAAAGAGACCCAGCCUGCCUCCAGAAGGAAUUCGUAACAUGCCCAUGGAUUCCAGCCCCAUGACGAUGCCCAUGUCAGACCCCAACGCCUGGGCCACGGCCAUGAACAACCUGGGAAUGGGUCCCAUAGGAAUGAGCGGACAGCCCCUCAUGUCAGAUUUUGACUCAAGCCUUGGAAUGAUGACGGGCAUUGGGCCCAUGAACCCCAUGAUGCCUGGCCUUGGUUACGUGCCUCCGCCUCCCCUGCCCCAAGAUCUGCCCAUCGUUAAGGAAAUCAUUCACUGCAAGAGCUGCACCCUCUUUCCGCCCAACCCCAACCUUCCCUCUCCGGCCAUCAGGGAGCGUCCUCCCGGCUGUAAGACUGUGUUUGUGGGCGGUCUGCCAGAGAAUGCCACCGAGGCGCUCAUCGUGGAGGUGUUUGGCCAGUGCGGGGACAUCAUCGCUAUUCGCAAGAGCAAAAAGAACUUUUGCCACAUUCGAUUUGCUGAAGAGUUCACUGUGGAUAGAGCCCUCUUCUUGUCUGGCUACCGUAUCCGUCUGGGCUCCAGUACUGACAAGAAGGACACAGGGAGGCUCCAUGUUGACUUUGCCCAGGCUAGAGACGAUCUGUAUGAGUGGGAGUGUCAUCAGCGCAUGCUGGCCCGAGAGGAGAGGCACCGCCGCAGGAUGGAGGAGGACCGUCUCAGACCACCCUCCCCUCCACCCAUCGUCCACUACUCGGAGCAUGAGUGUAGCCAGCUUGGGGACAAGAUCAAAGAUGAGGCAGCAUUUGCAGAGGCAGUGCGUGUGCUGUUAACUUGGGUGGAACGCGGCGAAGUGAACCGCCGUAACGCCAACAACUUCUACUCAAUGAUCCAGUCGUCCAACAGCCACAUCCGCCGGCUGAUGAAUGAGAAGGCUGCCCAUGAGAAAGAGAUGGAGGAGGCCAAAGAAAAGUUCAAGAUCGCCUUGUCUGGAAUCCUGGCACAGUUUGAGCAGAUUGUGUCUGUAUUCCACGCUGCUUCCAAACAAAAGGCAUGGGACCAUUUCUCCAAAGCUCAACGCAAGAACCUGGAUGUGUGGCGCAAGCAAGCAGAGGAGAUCAGGAACAUGCAGAACGAGGAGCUGAUGGGGAUCAGACGAGAGGAGGAGAUGGAGAUGUCCGAUGAUGACAUGGAGGAUACGCGCGACCCUGACGGCAAGGACUGCGAUGACUCAGGCCUUGCUGCCCAGGCGGAAGCCCUGAAGGAAGAGAACGACUCUCUGCGCUGUCAGCUGGACGCCUACAGGAACGAGGUGGAGCUGCUGAAACAGGAGCAGGGCAAGAACCAAGAGCACUUACACCCACAGCACAGUGAAGAGGAUGCCAGUAGGCAGCAACAACUAACCUUUUUACAACAGGCCCUACAAGGCAUGCAAAAGCAACUGCUGAAGAUGCGUGAAGAAAUGAAACAGCGCGAGGUUGAGUUGGAGAAGAGUAUGGAGGACAAACAGCAGUUGGAAAGCCAAGUACAGAGCCUCAAGGAAGGACUGGAGAGUCUGAAGACACAACACAAACUGCCGCUGGAGACCACACCGACAGACGACCGAGGGAGCGAGGAAAAUGCUAAUCAAGUCAAUGAGACGUCAGUGCUAGCAGUGGUAUCUUGCAGUCAGGAGAAGGACAGUUUGCCCCCAGAGAAGAUCCCCUCCAGUCCUGUUCACUCUGAGAGAGAGGCCUUGCUUGUUGGGAUAAUCUCCACUUUCCUCCAUGUUCACCCGUUUGGAGCCAGCAUUGAGUAUAUCUGCUCCUACCUACAGCGACUGGACACUAAGAUAAACACUGGAGAGGUGGAGGCUCUGCUGGCUCGACUGCCUUGUACCUUCAGGCAGGAGCUGACUGGCGUGGGUGCCAGCUUGGAAAAACGUUGGAAGUUCUGCGGCUUUGAGGCCAUUAAGACUAUAUAGAGUCUUACAGAGACGCAGACAACAUUACGGGGACACAGCUGAAACUGCAUAGAGCCCAGGCUGAAUUAUGAGGACACUGUAUUAUGGGGACUGGCACUAGUCUCUGUGAUGUUGCUCACCGGUCCUAUCUAUGGUUAACUGACCUUGAUUUAGUCAGUUGUUAAGUGCUAGUUAUAUUGCAAACAGUUUGUCCCUGGCACAAAUCAGGUUGUGAAACACUGGCAUAAAGCUUCGCUGUUUAUAAGGACAUAUAUUUCAUAAAGCUCUAGCUGCAGAGCAGUGGAGACACUGAAACCUCUCUCUAUGGGUGACAGAAAGGGUGAAUGGUCCACAUCGAGACAGAGACCUCCCAGCACCUUUACACUUCUCUGCUCUGUGCCCGACUCUGCAAAACCCCACGGGAUAGUACACAGCUCAGGGGAUUGGCUGUUUGUACAUUACAUGGGCAUGUUGGGCCACUCUCAGAACCUCUAAUUGGCUAACUCCGCUGUCACUCAGCCAGGAUUUCCUAUCCAAGGAGCUUAUCAGGGUCUGCUGAACACUUUCAACCUCAACCCUUCUGUCCUCUGUCACAUCUCUUUUAUCGUUCUUUGUACAAUUCUAUAAAUAAUUUAAAAAAUUGAUAUAUUUCUUCAUUUUCUGUAAAGGCUGUUAACAGUUGCAUAGAUGUAUUUGUUUUACUACUCUGUAAAUGCUUGGAUGAUAUUUUUAAGUACAUAAAAAUAAAAG